AGUUGACAGCCCGAUUGGCCGAUCCCACUGACAGCCAGUGAGGGCCUGAGGCUGUUCAUUCCUUGGCAACGGAACUCAGGUUGCAACAACUUGCAACGCCACUCCGACUCCGCUCUUGUGACUUGUCGGAUCUUCCGGCUGCAGUGUCAUGAUUGUUUGGAGCAUUAUUGCUCCAGUCGUUUAUUAUUGUUCCUCGGACCAUGAGCUUCGAUACAGCCGUCGUCCCAUGUCCACGAGCAACUAGAUAGAGGAGUAUCUGUCACUCCACAGCUCCUCCAUGGAGCCUCACGCUACCGUCCACCACGCGCCAAGCUGACGACAAUUGACCCUGAUUCCCGGACUCCAUUUCACUUCAUCACUAUGUUGAAGUCCCCGGAGCCUUGUCCUGGGCUUCCAGUAGGAUGCUUAGGCGAAGGCGGGGUCGUACCAACGACCGGAGUCACGGCAUUAUCAGCAUGCUAUUCCUCCGAGCAGGGCACAUUGGCCUUGUGAGACCUCUCCAGCGCUCUCUGCUUUCCUACUUAGAUGGUUGCACGAGACGUAUGGAACGUGCCCCCAUCCAAGCUGUUGUUCAACGAUCGUAAUUACUUACUCACUAUUGGCGGUGCUUAGGCUCGCAUCGAACACGCAUAAUGGACAUGGCGGAAACGUUUUGCAGGAAUGGGCGACGGAGAACUCGGAACUGUUAUCUCAAACGCUCGGGUGAUCCUAGGUCCAAAGACUCCAGUCGGGUAAAAAUAGCUAUAUUGGGGCUUGACUAUCAGGUAGAGGGGAAUACAUAUUGCAAGUGUUCAGGUUGGGCAGGAUCAAUUGGACCGCCGGUCCAGGCUCACCGGCGCCUCGUGGUGGUACCUCGUACUUACAAACAGAUACAAUUGCAAAACAUCUAAAUCGGGAAGCGGCCGAGCACAUUCCUGUCCGUCAUGGGCACCCUCGACGGCGACCCAUUCAAGGACCACCUUCUGGCGGUCCUCAGCCUACACGACGCUCCCGACGCUGCCCCAAUACCACGCUAUCAUGGGCCGAGCGACUGGCAGACUGACGCCAUCCUGCGAAAGAUAGAGGCGCUUAUGAUGAAGAAACCACGAAUUCCUCCCACUCAGAACGGAGACGCCGCUCACCGCAGCAACGGAAGCGGCAACGGAGGCGUACGAAUGCGACAGGGAGCUACCCCCACCCCCACUCUUAAAGAACUGCCGCCUACUGAAACCGACUUUUCCGCGAAUCGUGCUCGGCCCGGUUCACCAGAUUCGAUAUCCUCAUACAACACUGCGUCGGAGGACGUGGAACCCCCAGCGGACGUAUAUCACAACGACUUCCGCGACUUCGGGUCCAUUGCGGGUCCGCUCACUUGUCCCGCUUGCGGGCACCGACCGCUCCACCGGGUCUGGGAUCAAGGCGAAAGUCCCGGGGUCGUAGCAAAUGGUAGCGCGCUCGCAAAUUUGGUCAAGCAGGGUGGGAUGGACGCUCUUGAGGAACUCAGGCUGCUCAAAGACCAAGUACGCGAUGUAUCCCGCGUUUGUAAUGCUGUCGCCACCGGCGACUUGACCCAGAAGAUAAUUGUCCCCGUCCAAGGCGAUCUAAUGGUCCAAUUGAAGAAGGUGAUCAACAACAUGGUGGACAACUUGGGCCACUUUGCAACCGAAGUUACGCGUGUCAGUCGGGAUGUCGGAACGGAAGGGAAGCUAGGUGCCCAGGCGCACGUCGAGAAUGUUGAGGGAACAUGGCGAGAACUCACGGAUGAAGUCAACACCCUCGCCGCGAAUCUGACGACACAAGUACGAAGCAUCGCAGCAGUGACGGUCGCUGUUGCAAAGGGUGAUUUGAGCAAACAGAUCGAAGUCGAUGCGAGCGGCGAGAUCUUGUAUCUCAAGAAUACGGUCAACGACAUGGUGCUAAGACUACGGACUCUGGCUGUCGAAGUUACAAGAGUCACUCUCGAGGUCGGAAAUCAAGGCAAACUCGGUGGGGAGGCAAAUGUUCCGGACGUCGAGGGUGUUUGGUCAGAGCUUGUCACCAAUGUCAACAAGAUGUGCGGGUCCCUCACGCAGCAAGUGCGGAGUAUCGCCAAAGUGACCACGGCAGUCGCUCAGGGAGACUUGUCGCAAGAGGUCACCAUUGACGCAGAAGGCGAAAUCAGCACACUCAAGGAUACUGUCAAUCAGAUGGUGCAACAGCUCCGAGGAUUUGCAUCCGAGGUCACCCGUGUCGCACUCGAGGUCGGAACGUACGGGCAACUUGGUGGUCAAGCUGAAGUCGAAGGCGUGCGGGGAACGUGGGCAGAUCUCACCGAGAACGUCAACAAAAUGGCCUCGAAUCUUACCAACCAGGUCCGGUCCAUUUCAGAAGUGACGAAGGCUGUAGCGAAUGGCGAUCUGACCAAGACGAUGGAGGUUGAUGUGAGCGGAGAGAUGCUCGAUCUUAAGAUGACGAUCAAUGAGAUGGUGGAGCGUCUUGGCAAGUUUUCGAGCGAGGUGACGCGGGUUGCGUUGGAUGUCGGAACUCAUGGCAAGCUUGGUGGCCAAGCUGAAGUGGAGGGUGUUCAAGGAACCUGGCGAGAUCUGACUGGCAAUGUGAACGUGAGAGUUCUCGUUCGCGCCGCGAGUCUUCUAUGGCUAAUGAAAUCUCAGCGAAUGGCCUCCAAUCUCACUGACCAGGUCCGAAGCAUCUCUUUGGUGACGAAAGCAGUCGCUACUGGCGAUCUCACGAAGGCCAUCGACGUGAACGCCAGCGGUGAGAUGCUGGACCUCAAGAACACCAUCAACGACAUGGUAUCACAACUGGCGAACUUUUCCAGUGAAGUCACUCGAGUGGCCCUCGAGGUCGGGACUCACGGUGUCCUUGGUGGCCAAGCAGAAGUCGAAGGUGUGCAAGGAACUUGGCGAGAUCUCACAGACAACGUCAACCGUAUGGCCUCCAAUCUGACCGAUCAAGUUCGAAGCAUCUCGCUAGUGACCAAGGCUGUCGCAUACGGUGAUUUGGCGAAGACUAUCGAUGUGAAUGCCAGUGGGGAGAUGCUGGACCUCAAGAAUACCAUCAACGAUAUGGUUGCUCAGCUAAAGAACUUCUCGAGCGAGGUGACACGUGUUGCAUUGGAUGUCGGGACACACGGCAUUCUGGGUGGUCAAGCUGAAGUCGAAGGCGUGCAGGGUACCUGGCGAGAUUUGACGGACAACGUCAAUCGGAUGGCCAAUAACCUGACAGAUCAAGUCCGAAGCAUCUCCUUAGUCACGAAAGCUGUAGCGUAUGGCGACCUCAGCAAGACCAUCGAGGUUAAUGCCAGCGGAGAGAUGCUCGAUCUCAAGGUCACAAUCAACGACAUGGUGGCUCAGCUGAAGAACUUCUCGAGCGAGGUGACACGCGUGGCACUGGAUGUCGGGACACAUGGCAUACUUGGUGGUCAGGCCGAGGUCGAGGGCGUCCAGGGAACAUGGCGAGAUCUCACAGAUAACGUCAACAGGAUGGCGAGCAAUCUCACUGACCAAGUGCGAAGUAUCUCGUUGGUGACCAAAGCGGUCGCCUACGGUGAUCUCACGAAAACCACUGACGUGAACGCAAGUGGAGAGAUGCUCGAUCUGAAAGUCACCAUCAACGACAUGGUCGCCCAGUUGAAGAACUUCUCAAGUGAGGUUACUCGUGUUGCUGUCGACGUCGGCACAGAAGGCAAAUUGGGUGGUCAAGCCAAGGUGGAAGGUGUCCAGGGCACCUGGAAGGAUCUCACCGACAAUGUCAAUAAAAUGGCAUCCAAUCUUACCACACAAGUGCGGUCCAUUUCCCAAGUGACUAAGGCUGUGGCGCACGGCGACCUGAGCAAGACGACCGACGUGGAUGUACGCGGCGAGAUGCUUGAUCUCAAGAACACCAUCAACGAGAUGGUUGCGCAAUUGGGCAAUUUCUCUCGCGAGGUCACACGAGUGGCAUUGGAAGUCGGCACGGAAGGAAAGCUUGGUGGCCAGGCGGAAGUGGCCGGUGUGCAGGGAACGUGGAAGGAUCUCACGGACAAUGUCAACCGUAUGGCAAACAACCUCACCGGCCAAGUACGCUCCAUCUCGGACGUCACGAAAGCCGUCGCGUAUGGAGACCUAAGCAAGACCAUCGAGGUGGAGGCCAGCGGAGAGAUGUUGGAUCUGAAGAUGACGAUCAAUGACAUGGUGUCCCAGCUGAAGAACUUCUCGAGUGAAGUGACGAGAGUGGCCCUCGAUGUCGGCACCCGGGGCAAGUUGGGUGGGCAGGCCGAAGUUGAAGGGGUACAAGGCACAUGGAGAGAUCUGACUGAUAAUGUGAAUCGCAUGGCAUCCAAUCUGACUGACCAGGUCCGAAGUAUCUCACUGGUGACCAAAGCUGUCGCGUACGGUGAUCUGGCAAAGACCAUCGACGUCAAUGCUAGUGGAGAGAUGUUGGACUUGAAGAAUACCAUCAACGAUAUGGUUGCCCAGCUGAAGAACUUCUCUAGCGAAGUGACGCGAGUCGCUCUUGAUGUCGGCACACACGGUAUUCUCGGCGGUCAAGCUGAGGUUGAAGGUGUGCAGGGCACCUGGCGAGAUCUCACCGAUAAUGUCAAUCGCAUGGCCAACAAUCUCACUGAUCAAGUCCGUUCGAUCUCGCUAGUCACCAAAGCCGUAGCGUACGGUGACUUGACCAAGACCAUUGGCGUCAACGCGUCUGGCGAGAUGUUGGACUUGAAGGUCACGAUCAACGAGAUGGUGGAACGACUCGGAAACUUCUCCAGCGAAGUGACACGUGUCGCACUUGAAGUCGGCACUCAAGGUCGGCUUGGUGGACAAGCAGAGGUGCCCGGUGUCCAGGGUACUUGGAAAGAUUUGACGGAGAAUGUCAAUCGCAUGGCAUCCAAUCUCACCGACCAAGUCCGGAGCAUCUCCCUUGUCACCAAAGCUGUCGCGUAUGGCGACUUGACCAAGACCAUUGAUGUCAACGCCUCUGGCGAAAUGCUGGACUUGAAAGUCACAAUCAACGAGAUGGUGGAGCGUCUAGGCAAUUUCUCGAGCGAGGUGACUCGUGUUGCACUAGAGGUCGGGACUCAGGGUCGGCUUGGAGGGCAGGCAGAAGUGCCCGGUGUCCAGGGCACUUGGAAGGAUCUGACGGAGAAUGUGAACCGCAUGGCAAACAAUCUCACAGAUCAAGUGCGCUCGAUUUCGGAAGUGACCAAGGCGGUUGCGAACGGCGAUUUGUCCAAGAAAAUCGACGUCGAAGCCAGCGGAGAGAUGCUGGAUCUCAAGAUGACCAUCAAUGACAUGGUGGAGCAGUUGCUGAACUUCUCGGGUGAAGUGACCAGAAUGGCGCAAGAGGUCGGCACGCACGGAAAGCUUGGCGGACAGGCCAAAGUCGAGGGAGCACAGGGUACCUGGGCUGAUCUGACCGACAACGUCAACAAAAUGGCCUCGAACUUGACCAAUCAAGUGCGGUCCAUCUCUGAGGUGACCAAGGCCGUGGCAUACGGCGAUCUGACCAAGAAAAUCGGUGUCGAUGCAUCUGGAGAAAUGCUGGACCUGAAGCAGACGAUCAACGAGAUGGUGGAGCGUUUGGGUAACUUCUCGAGCGAGGUCACGCGUGUUGCACUUGAGGUCGGAACCCAGGGCAAGCUGGGUGGCCAGGCCGAGGUCGAAGGUGUGCAAGGCACCUGGAAGGAUCUGACGACGAACGUCAACAAAAUGGCGUCGAACCUGACGGGACAAGUACGCUCCAUCUCGCUGGUGACUAAGGCCGUGGCUUUGGGCGACUUGACGCGCACCAUUGAAGUCGAUGUUUCCGGAGAGAUGCUUGAUCUGAAAAACACGAUCAACGACAUGGUGUCGCAGCUGAACAUCUUCGCUAGCGAGGUCACGCGUGUCGCGCAGGAGGUCGGAACGGAAGGCAAGUUGGGUGGGCAAGCGCUGGUCAAAGGAGUGCAAGGGACAUGGAAGGACUUGACAGAAAAUGUCAAUAAAAUGGCCCUCAAUAUCACAAAUCAAGUGCGCUCUAUUUCGGACGUCACGACCGCUGUUGCUCGCGGAGACUUGACCAAGAAAGUCGAGAUCGAUGUCAAGGGAGAAAUGCUCGACCUCAAGUCGACGAUCAACAACAUGGUCUCGCAGUUGAGCACCUUCGCGUCUGAAGUCACCCGGGUCGCGCUCGAGGUCGGCACGGAGGGCAAGUUGGGCGGACAGGCGGAAGUGGAGGGAGUCGAGGGCACAUGGAAAGAUCUGACGGACAACGUGAACAAAAUGGCCAUGAACUUGACUUCCCAAGUGCGAUCCAUCUCCGAAGUCACCAAAGCCGUCGCGCUGGGGAAUCUCACGAAGCAAGUCGAGAUCACAGCCCGCGGAGAGAUGCUGGACCUGAAGAACACGAUCAACGGAAUGGUCACGCAACUCUACACACUGGCGAGCGAGAUCACGCGUGUCAGUAUCGAGGUCGGGACCGAAGGCAAGCUUGGUGGACAGGCUAUGGUAGAGGGGACCACUGGCAUGUGGAAGACUGUCACCGACAACGUGAACCUGAUGGCCCAGAAUCUCACUGAUCAAGUCCGGUCGAUCGCGGAGGUCACGAAGGCUGUCGCGCGGGGUGACCUGACCAAACAGGUCAAAAUCACUGCGCGGGGCGAGAUUCUCGAUCUCAAAGACACCGUCAAUGCGAUGACAGCCUCUUUGAGUCAAUUCUCGGCCGAGGUCACACGAGUCGCCCGAGAAGUCGGGACUGAGGGCAAGCUGGGUGGGCAGGCUGAAGUCGAGGGCGUCGAAGGCACGUGGAAGGAUCUGACAGAUAACGUGAACGUCAUGGCGAACAAUCUGACGCUGCAAGUGCGGACGAUUUCGGACGCAACGAAAGCUGUCGCUCGCGGCGAUUUGACGCACAAGAUCCACGACCUCGACGUGUCAGGAGAGAUUCUCAGUCUUGUCAUUACCAUCAACGACAUGAUUGACCAGCUUGCGAUCUUCGCGAGUGAAGUCAAGAAGGUUGCGCUUGAGGUCGGGACCAAGGGCAACAUGGGUGUCCAGGCCGAGGUCGGUGCCGUCCAGGGCAUCUGGUUCGACAUCACUGUGUCGGUUAACACGAUGGCUUCCUCGCUCACAACGCAAGUGCGCGGGUUUGCGCAGAUCUCCAAAGCCGCUUCGGACGGCGACUUCACGAGUUUCAUCACCGUCGAGGCGAGCGGCGAGAUGGACGAGUUGAAGAGUCGGAUCAACCAGAUGUUGUACGAUCUCCGUGACAGUAUCCAGAAGAACACGGCCGCGAGGGAGGCGGCUGAGUCUGCGAACAAGAGCAAGAGUGAGUUCUUGGCCAACAUGAGUCACGAGAUCCGGACGCCCAUGAACGGUAUCAUCGGCAUGACUGAGCUGACGCUGGAUAGCGACCUCAACCGCAGCCAGCGGGAGAGUUUGCUGCUGGUGCAUAGUCUGGCGCGCAGUCUACUGCUGAUCAUCGAUGAUAUCUUGGAUAUCUCCAAGAUCGAAGCCGGCCGCAUGACGAUCGAAGCGGUGGCCUUCUCGGUCCGACAAACGAUUUUCGACAUUCUGAAGACUCUGGUUGGGCGUGCGACGCAAAAAGGACUGGACCUCAUUCUGGACAUUGCCCCUGAAAUUCCGGACGCGUUGAUAGGCGACUCUCUGCGACUGCGACAAGUGAUUACGAAUCUUGUGGGCAACGCGAUCAAGUUCACGCGGGUCGGCUAUGUUGCGCUGAGCAUCCACUUUGUGUCGAUGGACGAGGACAGCGUGACGCUGCAGUUCUGUGUGCUGGACACGGGGAUCGGCAUCGCGCAGGACAAGCUGAAUCUGAUCUUCGAUACGUUCUGCCAAGCGGAUGGCAGCACCACCAGGGCAAGUGAUCAUUUUGAAUACGGAGGCACUGGACUGGGACUGUCCAUUUCGAAGCGGCUGACGUCUCUGAUGCAAGGCGACAUCUGGGUCGAGUCGGAGCUGGGCAAGGGCAGCAAGUUCUAUUUCACGAUCACAGUGGAGACGAAUCAGCAGCAGACGAUUGACUCGAUGCUGCUUAAGCUGAAUCCGUUCUCGAAGCGCACCAUUCUGUUUGUCGAUACACGCGGGGACCAGAGUGGUGUCGAGGAGCGGGUGAGCGAGUUGGGCCUGCUCCCGGUCAGGGUGCAGGACGUUUCCCAGGUGGCGGACAAGGAGCGGUGUCCACACAUCGACACCAUCAUCGUUGAUUCAUUGACUGCGACUGAGAGCAUUCGCGAGCACGAGCAUCUGCGAUAUAUUCCGAUCGCACUGCUCGCGCCGUCUCUGCCGCGCCUGAACAUGAAGUGGUGCCUCGAGAACGGGAUCAGCGCGCACAACACGACUCCGAUCAGCACCUUCGACCUGUCGUCGGUGCUGCUGUCUGCGCUGGAGAACAACCCGGUGAACCCAGCGUCGGUCGCGGCCGACGUGUCGUACGACAUCCUGCUCGCGGAGGACAACAUGGUCAACCAGCGGCUGGCGCUCAAGAUCCUAGAGAAGUACGGGCACAGCAUCGAGUUGGCGGAGAACGGCAGUCUUGCGCUGAACGCGUUUGUGGACCGGGCGCUGGCGAACAAGCCGUUCGAUGUGAUCCUGAUGGAUGUGUCGAUGCCGGUCAUGGGCGGCAUGGAGGCGACCCAGAGGAUCAGGGCGUACGAGACACAGUACGGCCUGAACAGGACGCCGAUCAUCGCCUUGACUGCGCAUGCCAUGAUCGGCGACAGGGAACGCUGCCUGCAAGCCGGGAUGGACGACCACAUCACCAAGCCGCUGCGCCGGGUCGAUUUGUUGAAUGCCAUCAGCCGGCUGACAACGGAGGCCGGUGUUUCGCGUCCGCUGCUGAAGAAGACGGCUGCGACUGCGUACAGCGACUACGUGAACAACGGCAGGUUCGAGGAGGUCGGUAUCGACGACGGGAUGGACAUGAUGGUCGUCCCGAUGAGGAAUCUGGACCACGACUUGCCCUAGACUUCUGCCCUCCCCCUGUUACCCCGUCGCGUGAUACCUGCCUUGUCUGAUCUGCUCCUGCCCCCCGCUGCUCUCCGCCCUGCCCUGCCAUUUUGUACCACCAGCCAUCCAUCCAUCUAUCCAUCUAAUUCAUUUUCUGUAUCUACUCUCUCAUUUGUACCACGUAUACGCGCAUGUUUCAUUAAUAAUAA
Mycena citricolor is the source of this 9115-nucleotide messenger RNA. The record is from the annotation of a GenBank genome assembly. Lineage: Eukaryota; Fungi; Basidiomycota; Agaricomycetes; Agaricales; Mycenaceae.